CAGUUAGAAGUGCAGCUUAAGUGACUCCUGGAGCUUCGGCUGUCGCCGGCUCUGUGCGUGCUUUCAAAGAAUAAUAGUAAUUGUUAACUUUAACAAUCUAGAACGAGGCCAGAGAGGCCCCGCAUUUCCAACUUGAACAAAAGCUCUGCAGCUCCGUGCGCUGAGGCGCGCGGAGUCUCGGAAGCUCGGAUGCAGCGAGCGGUCCCAGAGGGAUCCCGAAGGUGUAUGCCAGGCGGCGGCAUGCGGAAGGCGGAGCGGGUGCCAUGGUUUCCAGGGUCGCAGUCCGCGCCCACGGUGCUGCUGCUCGCUACGGCCGCAGCGCUACUGGCCGUGCCCGGGGGGCCCGGGCGCCCGGCCCAGCACGACGAGGAGCUGGUGCUCCCAGUCCUGGAGCGCGUCCCGGGACAGGGGACCACGCGUCUCCUACUGAAAGCCUUCGGCAGACAGCUGCACUUAGAGCUGCAGCCGGACCGCGAUUUCCUGGCGCCCGGCUUCACGGUCCAGACUGUGGGGCGCAACCCCUGGCUCGAUGCACCGCGUCUAGACCCGGACCGAGAUUUAGCGCACUGCUUCUACUCCGGCACGGUGAAUGGCGACCCCAACUCGGCCGCCGCCCUUAGCCUCUGCCAGGGCGUGAGCGGCGCUUUCUACCUGCUGGACGAGGAGUACUUCAUCCAGCCCGCGCCCGCCACCGCCACCGAGCGCCUGAACCCCGCCGCCAGCGGGGAGGAGCAGCCGGCGCAGCCACGGUACCAUCUCUUGAGCCGGGGGGUGCGGGGCGCCGGCGGCAAGUGUGGGGUCGUGGACGACGAAGAGCCCGUGGGCGAGAAUGACGAGGCGCAGCGGAGGUCCCAGAACCGGACGGCUCAACGCACCGGCUGGCCAACAGGAACUGGGAACAUAAGAAAGAAGCGAUUUGUGUCCAGCCCCCGCUAUGUGGAAACCAUGCUGGUGGCCGACCAGUCCAUGGCAGAGUUUCAUGGCAGUGGUCUGAAGCAUUACCUUCUCACCUUGUUCUCGGUGGCCGCGGGGUUGUACAAACACCCCAGCAUUCGGAAUUCCAUUAGCCUGGUGGUGGUGAAGAUUUUGGUCAUCUAUGAGGAGCAAAAGGGGCCAGAAGUGACCUCCAAUGCUGCCCUCACACUGCGGAAUUUCUGCAACUGGCAAAAGCAGCACAACCCACCCAGUGACAGGGACGCAGAGCAUUACGACACAGCGAUUCUGUUCACCAGACAGGACCUGUGUGGGGCUCAGACCUGUGACACUCUUGGUAUGGCUGAUGUUGGCACUGUGUGUGAUCCCACUCGGAGCUGCUCAGUCAUCGAAGAUGAUGGUUUACAAGCUGCCUUCACCACAGCUCAUGAAUUAGGCCACGUGUUCAACAUGCCUCACGAUGACGCAAAGCAGUGUGCCAGCCUUAACGGGGUGAACCAGGAUUCCCACAUGAUGGCCUCAAUGCUUUCCAAUUUGGACCGUAGCCAGCCCUGGUCUCCCUGCAGUGCCUACAUGAUUACUUCUUUUCUGGAUAAUGGUCACGGGGAGUGUUUGAUGGACAAACCUCAUAGCCCCAUACAGCUCCUGUCUGAUCUUCCUGGUACUUUGUAUGAUGCCAACCGGCAGUGCCAGUUUACGUUUGGGGAGGACUCUAAGCACUGCCCUGAUGCAGCGAGCACAUGCACCACCUUGUGGUGCACUGGCACCUCUGGCGGGUUGCUCGUGUGCCAAACCAAACACUUUCCCUGGGCAGAUGGCACUAGCUGUGGAGAAGGGAAAUGGUGUGUGAAUGGCAAGUGUGUGAACAAGACCGACAAGAACCAUUUUGAUACCCCUGUUCAUGGAAGCUGGGGACCAUGGGGUCCCUGGGGAGACUGUUCGAGAACCUGUGGUGGAGGAGUUCAGUACACAAUGAGGGAAUGUGACAACCCAGUCCCAAAGAACGGAGGGAAGUACUGCGAGGGCAAGCGAGUGCGCUACCGAUCAUGCAACAUUGAGGACUGUCCAGAUAAUAAUGGAAAAACCUUCAGAGAGGAACAAUGUGAGGCACAUAAUGAAUUAUCAAAAGCUUCUUUUGGGAGUGGGCCUGCAGUGGAGUGGACACCCAAGUAUGCUGGCGUCUCACCAAAGGACAGGUGCAAGCUCAUCUGUCAAGCCAAAGGCAUUGGCUACUUCUUCGUUUUACAGCCUAAGGUUGUAGAUGGCACUCCGUGUAGCCCAGAUUCCACCUCUGUCUGUGUGCAAGGACAGUGUGUAAAAGCUGGUUGUGAUCGCAUCAUAGAUUCCAAAAAGAAGUUUGAUAAAUGUGGUAUUUGUGGAGGAAAUGGAUCUACAUGCAAGAAAAUAUCAGGCUCGGUUACAAGUGCAAAACCUGGAUAUCAUGAUAUUGUCACAAUCCCAGCGGGAGCCACAAACAUCGAAGUGAAACAAAGGAAUCACAGGGGAUCCAGAAACAAUGGCAGCUUUCUUGCCAUCAAAGCUGCCAAUGGCACAUAUAUCCUUAAUGGUGACUUCACUUUGUCCACUUUGGAGCAAGACAUUACCUACAAAGGUACAGUCUUGCGGUACAGCGGCUCCUCGGCAGCGUUGGAAAGAAUUCGCAGCUUUAGCCCUCUCAAAGAGCCCUUAACCAUCCAGGUUCUCACCGUGGGCAAUGCCCUUCGACCUAAAAUUAAAUACACCUACUUUGUGAAGAAGAAGAAGGAAUCUUUCAAUGCCAUCCCUACAUUUUCAGAGUGGGUCAUUGAAGAGUGGGGUGAAUGCUCUAAGUCAUGUGGAUCAGGUUGGCAGAGAAGACUGGUAGAAUGCCGCGACAUCAACGGGCAGCCCGCUUCAGAGUGUGCGAAGGAGGUGAAACCAGCUAGCACCAGACCAUGCGCAGACCUGCCUUGCCCCCACUGGCAGCUGGGGGAUUGGUCUCCAUGCUCCAAGACUUGUGGGAAGGGUUACAAAAAGAGAACCUUGAAAUGUCUGUCCCACGAUGGAGGGGUGUUGUCUCACGAGAGCUGUGAUCCUUUAAAGAAACCUAAGCAUUACAUAGACUUUUGCACGAUGGCAGAAUGCAGUUAGGCAGUGUUAGUGUGGAGGAACAGGCAAAGGGUGGAAGGUUGAUCACUGAAAUCAGAAAGGCUGGAGGAUCCAGUGGAUCUUACCAGCCACCAGUGAGACGUGUUGAUGAGAUGGGACGUGUGGAGGUAGGUAGGAAAAGAGCUAAUUAUUAGAUAUCCUGUCAGUUGCAAAUGGGAUAGGGUAGUUAAAAGAAUUAUUAACUUCUGAGCAAUGAUAUAGCAUAAUAAAGCCCUAGGGCAUUAUUAUUAUUUCUUUUGUUACAUCUAUUAAAAAAAAGAGAUUGUAAAACUGUAAGAAAUAUUACAACCUCUGUUUCCUGGUACUUUGACUAAAUACUUUGUAUCAUGGAGGUUGGGAAAUGAAAAGCAAGAGGAAGAAAUUUCAUUUAAAACUUGGCUUACUUUACCUCACUAGCAAUGUGGGGAGAAAGGAGCACAAAUAGAAUCUUUGUCUAGCACCACUGAAGGCUGCUACUAUUUCAGAGAAUGUUUAUCUACCCUUACUAUCAAGAGUUAAAAGGUGAGAUUGUUCGGUAUGAGAGGAAGGCUCAGCAUCCGAAAUGACCCCAGUAGCCCCAUAUUUACCUUCUUUUACCAUCUCAGUCUGUUUAUAAUUCAUUUUGAGGAAGAAAGAAUCCCAUGUAGUUAUAAAUGUGUAUUGAGUCUACUAAGGCAAAAACAAAACCAAAAAAGUAUCACAAUGCAAGGUGCCAGUAAAAACUAGAGAAGACACAGUGAGCUUGGUACCUCCAGCCUUUCAUCCCUCCUUAGGUAAGCCUAUUUUGAAAAGGUGGAUGUGAAAAAAAUCACUUGUGUCUCAACAAAGUAAGGUCACACAGAGGAGAUAUAAAGCCAGAACAAGAAUGGGGUAUGUAGAAUGGGGUCCCACAGGUUUGGGGACAUAGAGAACAUUCAUCUCACGGUGGAGAAGCUACUGAGGGUAGCAGGUCCAUCCCCAGCAGCUGGUCCAACAGUCGUAUCCUGGUGAAUGUCUGUUCAGCUCUUCCACCAUGAGAGAGAAUAUGACUUCUUCCAUAUGUAUAUAGUAAAACAUGUUACUAUAAAUUCUAUGUACUUUAUAAGUAUUGGUUUGUGUAUUCCUUCUAAGAAGGACUAUAGUUUGUGAUUAAUACCUAUAAUAACAUAUUUAUUUUUAUACCUUUAUUUCUAAUGAUAAAAACGUUUAAGUUAUCACUUUUAUAAAAGUACAUAUAAAAAUAGAGUAUUUAUGCAAUAUAUGUUACUAGAAAUAAUAAAAGAACACUUUUUGGA
Tupaia belangeri chinensis (Chinese tree shrew) is the source of this 4334-nucleotide messenger RNA. RefSeq names its product ADAM metallopeptidase with thrombospondin type 1 motif 1 (gene ADAMTS1). The transcript has 9 exons. Bases 190 to 3063 code for a protein of 957 amino acids. Gene Ontology annotation, biological process: proteolysis; extracellular matrix organization. NCBI's taxonomy places the organism in Eukaryota, Metazoa, Chordata, Mammalia, Scandentia, Tupaiidae. The record is from RefSeq and is a predicted model, not a curated record. Gene Ontology annotation, cellular component: extracellular matrix. Gene Ontology annotation, molecular function: zinc ion binding; metalloendopeptidase activity.